AUGAAUGUCUCUCCUCUGCCUUCCGCUCCCGUUGCCCUCCAGACCACCGCCCGGCGGCCCAAGCCCACCCGGACCCCCAAUUCUGCGGCAUCCAGCGGCACGGCCGGGCCCUCGGGCUCAGCCUCUGCCUCCGGCGGGGAGAUGAGCAGCAGCGAGCCCAGCACGCCUGCUCAGACGCCGCUGGUGGCCCCGGUUAUCCCAACUCCCUCCCUGACCUCUCCGGUGGCACCUCCGGUUCCCUCACCCACAAAGGAGGAGGAGAAUUUGCGUUCUCAAGUCAGGGACCUGGAGGAGAAAUUGGAGACUCUGAAGAUAAAGCGAAAUGAAGACAAGGCAAAGCUUAAAGAGCUGGAGAAGUACAAGAUCCAGCUGGAGCAGGUGCAAGAAUGGAAGAGCAAAAUGCAAGAGCAACAGGCUGAUCUGCAGAAACGAUUAAAGGAGGCCAAAAAGGAAGCCAAAGAUGCCUUGGAAGCCAAGGAGCGGUACAUGGAGGAGAUGGCAGACACCGCCGAUGCGAUUGAAAUGGCAACCCUGGACAAGGAGAUGGCAGAGGAGCGAGCGGAGUCCCUGCAGCAGGAGGUGGACUCCCUGAAAGAGAAGGUGGAAUAUCUCACAAUGGACCUGGAGAUCCUGAAGCAUGAGAUCGAAGAGAAAGGCUCGGAUGGAGCAGCGUCCAGUUACCAAGUCAAACAGUUGGAAGAGCAAAACGCGAGACUCAAGGAAGCUCUUGUAAGGAUGCGGGACUUGUCUGCAUCAGAGAAGCAGGAACAUGUGAAGCUCCAGAAGCAAAUGGAGAAGAAGAACACGGAGCUGGAGUCCCUGCGUCAGCAGAGGGAGAAGCUUCAGGAGGAGGUGAAGCAGGCGGAGAAAACGGUGGAUGAGCUAAAGGAGCAGGUGGAUGCUGCUUUGGGUGCUGAAGAGAUGGUGGAGACUCUGACGGAGAGGAACUUGGACCUGGAGGAGAAGGUCCGGGAGCUGCGUGAGACGGUUGGGGACCUGGAAGCCAUGAAUGAGAUGAAUGACGAGCUGCAGGAGAACGCCCGGGAGACAGAGCUGGAGUUACGGGAGCAGCUGGAUAUGGCGACGGCACGGGUCCGCGAGGCAGAGAAGCGCGUGGAGGCUGCACAAGAGACCGUGGCUGACUACCAGCAGACCAUCAAAAAAUACAGAGAGCUGACAGCACACCUCCAGGACGUGAACCGAGAACUCAUGAGUCAGCAAGAAGCAUCUGCUGAGAAACAGCAGCAGCCUCCUCCCGAGAUGUUUGACUUCAAGAUUAAAUUUGCAGAGACAAAAGCCCAUGCUAAGGCCAUCGAGAUGGAGCUGCGGCAGAUGGAGGUGCAGCAGGCCAACCGGCACGUCUCCCUCCUCACCUCCUUCAUGCCCGACAGCUUCCUGCGCCACGGAGGGGACCAUGACUGCAUCCUGGUGCUGCUGCUCAUCCCUCGGCUCAUCUGCAAGGCUGAGCUGAUCAGCAAACAGGCUCAGGAGAAGUUUGAUCUGAACGAGAACUGUGCGGAGCGCACCGGCCUCAGGGGUGCUGCGGGAGAGCAGCUGAGCUUUGCUGCCGGGCUGGUCUAUUCCCUGAGCCUCCUGCAGGCUACGCUGCACAAAUACGAACAGGCCCUGAACAAAUGCAGCGUGGAGGUCUAUAAGAAGGUGGGGAUGCUGUACCCCGAGAUGAGCGUCCACGAGCGCUCACUGGACUUCCUGAUCGAGCUGCUGCACAAGGACCAGCUGGACGAGACGGUCAACGUGGAGCCGCUGACCAAAGCCAUCAAGUACUACCAGCAUCUGUACAGCAUCCACCUGGCUGACCAGGCUGAAGACUGCACGAUGCAGCUGGCCGACCACAUCAAGUUCACCCAGAGUGCCUUGGACUGCAUGGGGGUGGAGGUGUGCCGGCUGCGAUCCUUCCUCCAGGCCGGGCAGGAGGCGUCCGACCUUGCCAUCCUCCUCAAGGACCUGGAGACCUCCUGCAGUGACAUUCGCCAGUUCUGCAAGAAGAUCAGGCGCCGCAUGCCCGGGACGGACGCUCCGGGUAUCCCGGCGGCACUGGGCUUCGGGCCGCAGGUGUCGGACACGCUGCUGGACUGCCGCAAGCACCUGACGUGGGUGGUGGCCGUGCUGCAGGAGGUGGCCGCUGCCGGGGCGCAGAUGAUCGCUCCUCUGGCGGAGAAUGAGGGGCUGCUGGCGGUGAAGCUGGAGGAUCUGGCCUUCAAAGCGAGCGAGCAGAUCUAUGGCACCCAGGGCAUCAACCCCUACGAGUGUCUGCGUCAGUCUUGCAGCAUCCUCAUCGCGACCAUGAACAAGAUGGCCACGGCUAUGCAGGAGGGAGAAUACGACGCGGAUAGGCCCCAGAGCAAGCCCACCCCACCUGCUGACCUACGGGCAGCGGCUCUUCGGGCAGAGAUCACCGAUGCUGAGGGGCUGGGGCUUAAGCUGGAGGACAGGGAGACAGUCAUCAAAGAGCUGAAAAAGUCCCUCAAGAUCAAGGGCGAGGAGCUCAGCGAAGCAAACGUGCGGCUCAGUCUCCUGGAGAAGAAGCUGGACAGCGCGUCCAAGGAUGCAGAUGACCGUGUGGAAAAGAUACAGACAAAGCUGGAUGAGACCCAGACGCUGCUCAAGAAGAAGGAGAAGGAGUUUGAGGAAACCAUGGAUGCUCUUCAGGCAGAUAUCGACCAGCUGGAAUCGGAGAAGGUGGAGCUGAAGCAGCGCUUGAACAACCAGUCAAAGCGAACCAUCGAGGGCCUGCGCGGCGCCCCUGCCUCUGGAGUUGCCUCCAUCGUGUCCGGCAUCGCCGGAGGUGCGUAA
Balearica regulorum gibbericeps (East African grey crowned-crane) is the source of this 2814-nucleotide messenger RNA. The record is from RefSeq and is a predicted model, not a curated record. NCBI's taxonomy places the organism in Eukaryota, Metazoa, Chordata, Aves, Gruiformes, Gruidae.